Molecule: messenger RNA, 1614 nt
Organism: Leptopilina boulardi
Lineage: Eukaryota; Metazoa; Arthropoda; Insecta; Hymenoptera; Figitidae
Product: golgin subfamily A member 6-like protein 22
Exons: 2
Coding region: 123-1526 (467 amino acids)
Source: RefSeq, a predicted model, not a curated record
CUCAUCCCUGGUAGUUGUCAGCUGAUGUGUCACCUGUCAAAUAUAUUGAAAAUAAUAAUGUUUUGUUUAUAAAAAACAAAUUCUCCAGUUGAUUCUAAUAAUUACAAGAAUAUAUAUUACUAAUGAUUGGAGAAAUGAUGGAAACUUUUAACAUUGUAAAUCACAGCUUUACUAAUAAUAAACAACUUUCAUCAACAAUUGUUCAACAAGACGAAAAAAAUGUUUAUCAUCUAAAAACGCAAAUUCCAAGAAAACGAACAAAUGCACAAAAACAAAAAGAUUAUCGAGAAAGAAAGAAAAUCAAACUCAAAGCACUUUUGGAACAAAAUAAAAGUGAAAAAGAAAUUUUUGAUAAAACAAAACAAAAGAUAAAUAAUAAUAAAAAUAUCGAAGAAGUUUCAUGUGAAAUGUCAUUUUUUGAAGAGAAUAAAAUAAAAAUAGAGCCACAUGUGAAAAUUGAAAUGACAGAUGAGAUAAUUUUUCAAGAAAAUAAUUUAGUUGAAAAUUAUUUUCAAAAUGAUAGAAUAAAACAGGAAAAAAUUGUGAUUAAAGAAAAUGCAAAUGAAAUUUUAAAUAAUAAUUUAACAAAACAAUUUUCAUUAGGAAUUGUUCAACAAGUUUUGAUAAAACAAAAAAAAUUUAAAUCAAAUGCAGAAAAACAAAAAGCUUAUCGUGAGAGAAAGAAAAUUAAACUUAAUAAUGCCAUUUUAGAACAAAGUAAAAGUGAAAAUUUCCCAAUAAAUCAAGAAAUAAAUGAUAAGAAUUUAAUUAAUUCAAAUGAAGAAAAUAAUUUACAAUUUUCUACAAUAAAACAAGAAAUAAAUGAUAAAAAUUUAAUUAAUUCAUGUGUAAAUGAAAAUAAAAAAAAAUCUUUUAGUGAAGAAAAUAAUUUUCAAUUUGUUACAGUAAAACAAGAAAUAGAAGAAUUAAAUGACACAGAAGAAUUAUUUAUUCAUGAAAAUAAUUUUUCAACUAAUAAAAUAAAACAAGAGCCAAAUAAUGAAUUAGGUGAAGAAAAUAUUUUCAAUUAUAAUUUAACUGAACAUUUUCAAUUGUUAACAAAUCAAGAAACAUGUCAGGAAUCAAUAAUUGAUUAUAGAAGACCAAUGUCAAAUGCAGAAAAACAAAAAGCAUACAGAGAGAGAAAAAAAUGGAAACUCAAAACAUUGUCCGAGAUAAAUAAUUGUAAUAGUGAUAAAAUAAAUCAAGAGAUAAUUGAAAAUGAAGAAUUUAAUUUAAAUACUCAAUCUUCGUCUGUCUUAAUACAGAAAAAGGGGACAAAUUUUAUUAGAAAGAAAAAAUCUUUAAAAUGGCAAAACAAUGCUGAGAAACAAAGAGCUUAUCGAAGGAGAAAAAAAUUGAAACUUCAAGCAUUACGCAAAGAAAAAGAAUUAACAAAACAGGAAAAAGAAGAGAAAGAUCAAAUUAGAAAAUUAAAACAACGUGAAAAACAAAAACGAUAUCGGGAAAAACAAAAAAUAUUAAAAUCUAAACAAGAGGGAUUUAUUGUCAUAAAGUUAACUUAAAAAGUGUUUUUUUUUUUUAAUAAUUAGUUCCAGAAAAUUUGUGUAAUUGUAAAUAUAUUAAUCAUUUAAAUAAAUGAUUUUAAAUUUU